Striga asiatica is the source of this 450-nucleotide messenger RNA. NCBI's taxonomy places the organism in Eukaryota, Viridiplantae, Streptophyta, Magnoliopsida, Lamiales, Orobanchaceae. The record is from the annotation of a GenBank genome assembly.
AUGUACCUUUCUGGGAUCUAUAUAAUCCUGUUUAUAAGGGUUUUGAAACUUGGUUGCAAACGGGUUUAUUUAUUUAAUCUAAGAAAUCCGAUUCUGGGUAAUUUCUUGUGCCCAUUCUUGAUUCUACUGUAUCAUAUUGAUGAGAUUUUUUAUUAUCUAAUAAAUAUGCCAUUUCAUCACCUGCCGAGUAUUGUUGAGUGUGUUACCACGACUGAUAUUUUGUUUGAUCAAAGAAUGAAGAAUUCAUAUGAUAAGUUUCUUUCUCAUAGGCUUUGGAGUACUAUAUUGUGCUGCUACCUAGGUUUCUUUGAUGGAUUGGGAUUAAUGAAAAAAACGCAUGCUGAGAUAAAGUUUUCGGACCCGAUUGAAAUUAUUUUCGUUAUUGAUUUGCCGACACAGGAAAAAGGUGAUUGUGGAAUUUUUGUGCUGCAUUUGCGGAGUAUUUCAUGA